This is a messenger RNA of Papaver somniferum (opium poppy), 5081 nucleotides long. RefSeq names its product GDSL esterase/lipase 7-like. NCBI's taxonomy places the organism in Eukaryota, Viridiplantae, Streptophyta, Magnoliopsida, Ranunculales, Papaveraceae. The record is from RefSeq and is a predicted model, not a curated record. Bases 3736 to 4878 code for a protein of 380 amino acids. The transcript is spliced from 5 exons. Gene Ontology annotation, molecular function: hydrolase activity, acting on ester bonds.
GAUGGCGGCUCCAUUAGAACUAAAGAGGAGUUGCUACUGUGAGAGGAGAUUUGGAGAGGACUUCAGAUACAGAAGAAGGAGAUGUCGCUGUUGAAGCGGAAAAGGGAGAAGAAGAUGAAUCUGCUGUGAGUUUUCUCCCAUGUGUUUGACUGUGAACCAGAUCGAGAAGAAAUCAGUUUGAAUCGAGAAAUACAAAGUAAGCAGAAGAUCGAACUGGUGAUGAAAUACAAGCAAUUGAUGGUGGAAUUGAGUUGGGUUUUGGUCGAAUCUGCAUUUCACUCUAGUUGGAGAUGCGCCAUGGAUGUUACAAGGGUUUUGGGAUGAAUUAAAAACAUGGGUAUGUCUCAGAUUCAAGUUUACAUCAAGGUAAAAGUGUUGCUGCUGUCGACUGAAGCUAAGAAUGAAGGGUUUGCUGUUGAUCGAGAAAUGGCCAGGGUUUUGAUUCGAUUGAGAAGGUUAAUGAAGCUGUGAUGGGAUUUCUUAGGAAGAGCAAGUUCUGGUGAUGGAAAUGGUAGAGCUUCUUGAACUGAGCUGUGAAGCUGAAAUUUGGGUUUGACUUUGUAGUUGCUGGUGGUGGUGUUUAGAUGGGCACAGCUGAUGGAAGCUUAAAUGGAAGAAUGAGCUGGUAUUAAAGGGCUUGGUCUGAAUGCUAUCCAGGGAAGAGCUACAGUUGAUGUUCACAGAAUCACAGGUGGUUGCUGUGUAUGAAUGAAGAGAUGGAGCUGAUACUGAGUUGCAGUUACAGAUGAUGCAGGGAAUUGCAGUUGUGGGUUCAGGUGACUUGCAGGUGAUGUGUGUUAUGGCAUAGAACUGAGGCUGAGAUAUGGGAACUGGUGUUGCUGUUGGUAUGAACAAGAGCUGUAGUCUGGGUUCAAUGAAGUCUCAAACUGUUGGGGCUAUAAUGUGGCUGGCUAUGGUUACAGCCAAGGAUUUGGACAAGAUGGUGGUGCUGAUGCUUUGUAUCUGAUAUGGCUUGAAGUGGAAUUGGCAGAGCUGUGGAUUUUAAAAGAGAGAGUUGCAGGUGAGAUGUACUGCAACAAGCUACAGAGUAUUAGUGAGCUGCAAAUGGAAUGAAGUGAAGCAGUGAACCUUAGAUGUAUGUUAGAAUGAAUUCGCAGGGAGACGAAAGAAUGCUAUAUGCUGUAUGAACCGGUGAUGCUGCAACUGAGUCGAAGCAGUGACUGAAAUUGGUAUUGCAGGUGGACUGUGGUUGUCCUGGUGUUGUUAAGUGGAUGUGAACCGAUAGUUUGCAGCUUAAGCUGUGAUGCAAUGGAAGUAGCUGGAUGAGCUGACAUGAAAGAAUAGAUACAGCUGAACUGAUCCGGUGAAUGAAUAUGAGCUGUUGAUGCAGUUGCAGCUGGUUAUGAAGUUGCGGGGAAGCGGCGAGCUGAACCGCAGUGUGCACGUGAGCUGGAGUGCAGGAAGAGAGAGCUGGUUACAAUGCUGUUGUGUAGUUGAUGAUACUGCGAGCUAUAUGGAGUUGUCUGUGGCUCUGGUGGUGGCAGGUAAUUGGAUCUGAGAAGAAACUGCUCAAGUACUGAGCAGUUAAUGGAAAUGGUGGUGAUUGAUGUUGCUGCUGUUGGAGAUGGUAGUAGCUGCAAACUGGAGUGGUGCUGCUAUUGUAACACUGAGGUUAACAGGGAAGAAGUCGCAGCAUAGUUGUUGGUGCUUGAAGUGGUAGUUGCUACUGAGCUGAACUUGGAGGUGAUACUUCUGCUGGAGUGAUGUCAAGAAACGAAGAGAAGGACUUGAGUUACUGGUGCUGUCUGUGGUUGCUGUUAUACAGGGAGAGAAGGAGUAUGUUGUAAAGGAGAUGGAACUGAUUCAUUUGGUUGCAGUUGAGCUGCAACGGAGGACAAAGGAAGACAAUUAAGAUGUCAUGGAGGAUAUGAAGCUUAACUGCACUGUGGAGACUGGGAUGAAGCUACAAGAUGGCAGUGGUGGCUGUCUGGAUUGUCUGUUGCUGAGAAUACAAGAAGAAGUGCAGUUGAGAAGGUAAUAUUGCAAGUGAAGAGUGCAAGACAGUUAUGGAAUCAGUGGUACUAUGUUAAUGAAGUAGCAGGUGGUGAUGUAUUGGCUAGGCACAGGAGAUGUUUAUUGUGUGCUGUUACAAGCUGCAAUUAAGGUGACAGAUGAUGCAGGAGGGAUGAGGAUAUGGAGAUUCUAAUGGCUGUGACUUGGGUAGUGGAAAAACCGUGGAAUGUCAAGUCUAGUGGUUUCCAAGUUGGGGUCUUCCACAAUAAAUCCAAGCAGUGUUCCAUGAUUUCGCGGGAUGGUCCAUGGAAUCCAUGGUAGGCCUGAUCAGAUUAGCGUAAAACGCUAUUCAGAAUAGCGCACUGGAAGACGAAAAUCGGUAAUCAAAUUAGUGGUCAACGCUAUUAAAAUUAUCACUUUUGUUGUUCCACAAUUACACUUGUGCUUCCAUCCACGAUCCGAAAUAUUGAGGUGACGUGGAAGAUGGAACUCUUCUACCAUAAGACUUGCUUUUAACGUGCCACUAUCAAUAUAUGUUGAAUCUUGAGGAGCCAUAACACUAAACCUUGGUGUGUAGAGAAGUGGAAUGUUUUGUGGCAGUGUAUUUUGUCAGAGACCUCACUUGAGUCCGCCACGUCACCCCGUGUAAAUAUCCGCACAAGAGUUAAGUAUCAAAAUUGUGGGGCCAGCUAGAUGAAUAAAGGGUAUCAGUGCACUAUUACUGUUGUAUAAAUAGUGAUACUAGUGCAGUAAAAUCUCAUCUUUUCCCCACUUCCCUUUCCAUUAAAAAUAUCAAAAAUAUGGUGUUGUAUCUUCGUGGCGUUGUCGUGGAAGAAGACAAUAGAGGGCAAAAAAGGGAGAUGGAAAGAGAGAGCAAGAAAGCAAAAAGGUUUUGGGGAAAUUUCCCCUCUUUUCUUCUUCUUCUUCAUCAUCAAAGAUUUCUUCGUUUUUUCGUAAUGGGCGAUUCUUCAGUCAGUUGUGGUGACAAUGGUCACAAUCUUCUUCUUCUUCUGAUGUUGGAAGCAGAAACAGUCAUUAUUCGUCAAAGAUUUCUUCGUUUUUCAUAAUGGGUGAUUCUUCAGUCAGUUGUGGUGAUGGUGGUCACAAUCCCUUCUACUCUCUUCUCCGUCCAAAUACUUCUUUAUUUCCUUGUGAUGGACCUCAGACAUGCCUUUUGCCUGAUUUUCUUGGUAAACCUCUCUCUCUCUCUCUCUCUCUCUCUCUCUCUCUCUCUCUCUCUCUCUCUCUCUGUUCUCUCAAUUCUUUAUUUUGAUUCUUCUUGUAAAUCUUGGAAAGAUUGCAAGAAUGGUGUCUAACGAUAUCUAUAUUGGUGUUAAAUAUUGGUUCUUUAAUUUACUCACUGAAAUUGAAAACCCUUUUUUAAGUCUUAUCUUGAUUCUUCUUGUAAACCUUGAAAUAAUUUCAAGAAAUGUUGUCUAACGAAAUCUUUAUUGGUGAUAAAAUGUGGUUCUUGACUGAAAAAUGAAAACCCUAUCCAAACCCAGUUUUUGAUGCAAGAAACCCUUCAGAAUUUAGAUCACUUUUUUAAUCUGAAUACCCAUUUCUCUAGACACCCAUAAAAUUCUUUUACCUUUGAUUAUUGUUUGUGUUCUUCAUCUAUUUCUGUGUACUCACCCCUUUGGAAUUGGUCCUCUUGGAUGUGCACCUCGCACCUUAUGGGAGUCCUCUCGUGGUAAUGAUAGUCAUCAUCCUAGUCACACAUCAUCAAAUUCUGGCGCUGGCAGUGGUUGGCAAGACUGUAUGGAAGAUGUCAAUGACCUUGUUCUAGAAUACAACGCAUUGUUGUCAGAGCGGUUUCUGGACCUAAAUUUUGAGUUUCCUGAUGCUCUAAUAAUCUUCUGCGACAUGUACCAAGCAAUGAUGGAUAUCAUUUCAUUCCCUAGCCGCUACGCUAAUAAGAUGGGUUUGCCGAGGAUUCCAGCAUUUCAUGCUGAUAAUGGAACUAUUGAAGGGCUAGAAAAUGGUAUAAACUUUGGGUCAACACAAGCGGCAAUCUUGAGCUCAGGAAGGCUAGGCUUUCAGGGAUUGAACCAACAGCUACGCCAGGCAUAUGAGACACUUCAGUUGUUGCAGCUGCAGUUGGGACAGGACAAAGCUCAAGAAGUUAUAGAGUCAUCCGUGUUCUAUCUUUCUUUGGGCAAAGACGACUACAUUAAUUUCUUACACCCAGAUUCUUCUGGUGUCGGGCACAGAUUCAGUAAAGAAGCGUUUACACAGAUUCUAGUCAACCAGAUGAUCCAGGUUAUCAAGGACCUUUACAAUGCAAAUGUGAAGAAGAUUGUAUGCAUGGGAAUUGGUCCUCUUGGAUGUGUAUGGGAGUCCUCUCAUGAUAAUGAUAGUCAUCAUCCUAGUCUCACAUCAUCAAAUUCUGGCGCUGGCAGUGGUUGGAAAGACUAUGGAAGAUGUCAAUAUGGCCUUCGACGAGCCAUUGACCCAUGUCUGGUGGGACUUCCAUUGACAUCAUCAAAUUCUGGCGCUGGCAGUGGUUGGCAAGACUGUAUGGAAGAUGUCAAUGACCUUGUUCUAGAAUACAACGCAUUGUUGUCAGAGCGGUUUCUGGACCUAAAUUUUGAGUUUCCUGAUGCUCUAAUAAUCUUCUGCGACAUGUACCAAGCAAUGAUGGAUAUCAUUUCAUUCCCUAGCCGCUACGGAUUCGAGAAUGUAAAUAGGUCGUGUUGUGGAACUGGUAGAUAUGGUGGUAUGGUAGGGUGCCAAGCUAUUGAGAUGGCCUUCGACGAGCCAUUGACCCAUGUCUGGUGGGACUUCCACAACCCUACACAAGCUGUGCACUCAUUGCUUGCUGAGUCGGCUUGGAGCAGCAAGCCAUUGGAUAUUUGCAGACCAAUCAGCAUUGAACGACUCUCAGUUUCGUACUCAGUGUAAAAACUACUUCAUUGUACUUUCUACAAGGGCUGAACCAUUGAAUUUUACUAGGCCUCACGUUUCUCUAGUGGUUCAGGGUUCCUGAACCUGAGUUACAUUUCUUUUUCAUUUACAUUUUUUGUUGUUGGCAAUUGUUGUCAUGUAAAGUUGAUCAAUGUAAAUCCAAAUGUGAUACAAAAAUCGAAAUUUUGCACUUUUUUUUU